AUGCCGAUGCCCCGCAGCCCAGAUGCACCCCGAUUCAGAGGCAAAUGGAUUGUCAAGUUCCUUAACAAAUACGAGUCACUGGCUGACGCAGCACUUUUCACGGAAGCUCAGAAAUGCGAUUUUCUGACCGCUUACUGCACUGACAAGGAAGUGAGGUUUAUUUCCACACUGGACGGAUUCGAGAACCCAAAUUGGGUGUUGCUCAAGAAAGACCUGCUGGACUUUUAUGAGAAAGGUCGAAAAAUGAAGACUGGCGACCAUCUUAACCGAUAUUUGCGCAAGUUUAGUGCUAUUUCCAAGUCCUUAGAUGCACAGGGUGCCCUCACCGUCGUUGAGCGCGAUGUGUUGUUUUUCCAUGGAUUUCCGUCAAAGUUUAGAAAAGAGAUCAAGUUUGACCUGCAAGUUCAAAGCCUGUGGCUUGAUUUGACUCAGCCCCCCAAUAUGCACGAUGUUGUUGCAGCGGCAAGGGCCCUGCUGCAAGAUGCCCACAAUCGCAAAAGAGCUAGUUCCUAUUCAUCGAUGUCCGAUGUGCGGACCAGUGUACAUGUCGCUUCACCAGUACUCUCGACGCAGUCCACAGUCCAGAGUGAUUUCGUGCCCAAGUUCGAAGAGACAAGUGCCAGUGGCUUGAUGCUAGAUCAGAUGGACCAGCACCAAUCCGAAGCAUGCGAAGCGUGGAGCGCCUACGGAACCAAGAUCGUUAUGUCCAGAGAUUACGUGGCUGAGCCAGAAUUUGAUGACGCAAGCCUAGAGGCAAGUGCGUGUGACAGUGCAAGUUGUUCCGAGGUGCUAGAGCUCAAUGAUCAAGAGCUAAGGCCUAGCAGCCUCGAACCUGUCUCAGAACCCGACGUUCUUGAAGAUCAAGUCUGCCAGACCUUAGAGCCAGCUGCGAUCUACUCAGUGUCUCCAGACAAAGCCGGAGAGCCUCAGCCAAUGAAAACAGUCAAUGAUGUCUUCGAUUCAGACUCGCAUUCUGAUAACGAGAACUUUUUCAAAACACCCCAUGAUGUACCCAGCCUUGAUUUGGAUUCGUGCCGCAACAACGAAAGUCCCCAUGAGACGGUUUAUGAGUGCUUUGAUCUGGACUCAUAUUUCGGUGAUGGUACCCUUCCACCAUUUUCUCCUAUUUUUCCCUUCACUGUUCCACAAUCCCGCAUGCAUGCAGACCCGUGGGAACGUUCUGGGCGAGUUACUCGCCCAGAAACCAUCACAGCCACGACCGUGGGAACUUUUUGGGCGAGCAGUUCACCCAGAAUCUUCCUACAGGGGGGUGCCAAUUAUGGAAAGUCGGCAAAGAGCCGAAAACUGUAUAGUUCCCGACUCCCAUUUGUAGCGGCUUCACAGGAGGUUGAGAAGGUUACCCUUCUUCUCAACUCAUUUCCUGUGAAGGCUGGGGCUAGCCCCCUCAGUGAGUUUGAAGAUCUCGGACUGGGACUAGAUACCCCAGCGACUAGGAGGAUCCCCCUGGGCCUGUUGCGGAACGAGGGCCGGGCCCUGACACCGGGUGAUGACUACGAUCCUGACUGGGAGUCGUACAUUGUGAAGGCUAAAGGUGCGGAAUUGAGCCACAGAUCAGAGACGCCAAGUGUUGCCGAGUCCGGCGUGGAGAUGAGCUCCUGCGAUGCCCUUACCAGUUCCUCUGUAUUGCCAGAGCCUGAUGAUAAAGAGCUGAGGCCUAACGGCCUUGAGUAUGUCUAUGAACACGACUCCUUCACUGAAGACCUAGGUCCCUCAAAGCAAGUGCCUACCGAGCCGCUAGAUCAAUGCCCAUCCGAAACACACACGACACCCAGUGCUGCUGAGGCGAAGUCGAUUGCCAUACCACCGAGUUAUGAGUCCGAGCAAGAGCUUGACGAUGCAAGCUACUUUGAUAUUCUCAUGCAAGACCUCGUUUGCCCAGAUGAAGUCAAAGAGCCUCAGUCAAUGGAGGCGAUCGGAUUUUAUGACGAGUUUCGCCUGGCCAAGUACUGCAAAUCUUGCCGCAAAAGUUCUGAGCACAAGUCGGAUGUGUUCAGGUUGAAAUUUGAGUUAGAAAUGUCACCCAUGUUCAAGGAUGCGACUGUACUGCCGUCAAGCGGAGACUACUGCCUUACAUAUGCGCGAGGAGAGCGUGUCUCAGAACAGGCAAUGGCAACGGAUGUCUUAUGUCGAAGUAAGGUCGAGCCUAUGUCCCCCAGCAUGAGCCCACGCCACAACGUGUUUAUUCCCAAACCGUUGCUACUGGUUGAACAUCUCAUCCCAGCCAAGGCAACCAGAGUAGUGCCGGCCAUAUCACUUGAUCAAGAUUAUGCCAAGUUACCCCCACGCGCGCUGAUCCUUACGCCAGAGACGUGCAGAUCCAACCGGCCGAGGCUUAGUGAUAGCCAAAAUCCUAUUUCACAUAGUGCUCCAUGCCACUCAAAACCAGCCAUAGCAGUCGGCCAUGUCAAGUGCCCAGCUGGGACACGCUGCGAGCAUUCCGCUGAGCCCCAAGCCGAACCUCCGUCCAGAGCUGAGUCCGAGUUGGACCAGCUGCUUAACGACUUAGAGUCGUUCAUCGUUGAAGACCGUAAUGAUGCUGAGACCCCCGUUGAGCUUGGGGACGCCAAGUCAUUGAGUCCAGAGGUGACUCGCGCAAUGUUCUGGUCUUCAAAUCAACCACUGCAUGAGUUGUACAAUGUCAACCAAGAUAAUGAAGUACCCGACAAUGCUAAAACGUUGCAUGUUGAGCCUGAGCUGGAUGAAGGCUAUAUCCCGCUGCCCGAGAAAGACCCAGAUAAGACCUUAGAGACACAGCACGGUCUGGGCAGCCAGUCGGCCCCACUUGUGCGUGAGCCUGGAACAAACCCAGAGGCCCAGCACACCCAGGUCACCGAGUUCCCCGGUGACACCCACACACUCGCGAUGCCGGAGGGCAUCUUUUCCCAAAUGGAGUUAGAGGCCAAGCUUAAAGAGCUAAGGCCUCCCGGCCUUAACAGUGAGCUCGAUCAUGGCCACCCGACGACAUGGUCCAUUUCGCUCAUGAUGAGUGACGGCACAGCACCUAUGAUGUCCAGGACAUGCGCGCUUGUAGACCGCUUCACAGGCACUCCAGCUGUAGCAUGGAAGUCCGAGUCCAGAUGCGAACCAAGACGUAGCGGCCAGCUCAAGACUAAAGAGCUCAAGCCUCCCUGGCGACGCUGA
Molecule: messenger RNA, 3162 nt
Organism: Cantharellus anzutake
Lineage: Eukaryota; Fungi; Basidiomycota; Agaricomycetes; Cantharellales; Hydnaceae
Exons: 4
Coding region: 1-3162 (1053 amino acids)
Source: RefSeq, a predicted model, not a curated record